Spizellomyces punctatus DAOM BR117 is the source of this 1599-nucleotide messenger RNA. Its product is annotated as NAD(+) diphosphatase. The record is from RefSeq and is a predicted model, not a curated record. Gene Ontology annotation, biological process: NADP+ catabolic process; NAD+ catabolic process. Gene Ontology annotation, molecular function: metal ion binding; NADH pyrophosphatase activity. NCBI's taxonomy places the organism in Eukaryota, Fungi, Chytridiomycota, Chytridiomycetes, Spizellomycetales, Spizellomycetaceae. The transcript has 4 exons. Gene Ontology annotation, cellular component: cytosol. Bases 352 to 1548 code for a protein of 398 amino acids.
GGAACAUAUACGGCCGUCUGACUCAACCUGACCUUUACAGAGACGAUUAGACAGCAUCUGGAUGAUUUAUCAACAAAAAAAAGUGCGAUGAUGCAUGCAUAUGGCGACUACAAUGGAGUGGUGCGGAUGUCGCAUGUCUUCUCCAAUCGGUUCUGAAAAUAAUCGCUGGCUGCCAGAAAAAAACAGUCUAGAAAAGCUGCACAAUCCGAGGCUUUGGCUUCAAGUUUCGCUAUCGGAUUCGCCAUGCUUACGGCAUCAUGACUCUUGUGACUCACAGAUCGCUUUGGUGGAGAGUUUUCAAACCAGAGCCUGAGAUCCUUCCCAUGUGUGUAAACACCCAAACACAUUGCAAUGACACAACCAUUCACACACCUUUUCGCUGGGAAUAACCUGAACAGGUUCAGCAUUCUUCGCUCCAACAAGACCUUUUUGGCUGCCUCUUUAACAUCGCCAUAUACCCGUUUCAUUGCAUUACGGGCCCUUGAUCCGCUCCUCAAGCCCUCAGAAUCGCCCAAGCGCGUGGAAAUUGCAUGGCUUACAUCUGCAACCGUCCAAGGCGCAAUUGACAAUGGCGCCUUUGUAGCUCUUUUGGGCGUCGACGAAGAAGAGGAGGUAGAAGAAUUUCAAAUCGAAAAGACGAACGGGCAAAGCAUGGCUGUGAAAGGCAGAGCCUAUUGGGCUGUGGACAUGACACCGACAAGCCAAGAUAAAGGCGUCAUUGAACGGAUAAAUAAAGAACUUGAAGAAAGCCAUGGCGCUCAAUACUCGCCGUUGCGCCAAAAACUCUCUGAGCUGCCAUGGUCUCGCGACACUGCCAUUCUGGCCCAAGCCCGCGCCAUUGUCGAUUGGAAUACCCGCAACCAGUUUUGUCCUGGAUGUGGACGCAAGACUGUAUCUGAGGAAGCGGGAUACAAGAGAGUUUGCCCUCGUGCCAGUAAGGAUCAACAAAAGGCGACUGCAUCGUCGGUGGAUCCCGAACCGAAGGGAGAGGCGCAAGCUGUAGAUGAGCAACAACAACCUGCUUGUCUUUCAUUGUCUGGGGUUCAUAAUUUCCAAUACCCUCGUACGGAUCCGGUGGUCAUUGUUGCAAUUGUUCACCCCACGGAUCCCAACAAGAUUCUUCUUGGCCGCCAGUCUCGUUUCCCACCAGGAUGGUAUACAUGCAUUGCAGGCUUCAUGGAAGGAGGCGAGACAUUGGAGGAAGCCUGUCGUCGUGAAGUGUGGGAGGAAGCGGGUGUCAAGGUUGGACCCGUGUUUUAUCAUUCCUCGCAACCCUGGCCAUUCCCCAAUUCGAUCAUGUUGGGUUGCAUUGGAAUGGCCACGACAGAAGAAAUUGACCUGGGUGAUCAGGAGCUGGAAGACGCAAAAUGGUUUACCCGUGAGCAAGUUCUGGGCGCAAUAUCUCCCUACGAGUCAUCAUCAAAGGAUACACCCAAGAGAGACGAUAUACAGCUUAGAAUACCACCGCCUUAUGCCAUUGCACAUCAAUUGAUAAAGGCGUGGGCGGAACGAUGGAAGGGGUAUAAUCUAGCAGACGCCAAGAUGUAGAAUAGGAAAUCCUUUGUAUAGAUAAAUAGCACGCAAUCUUUUGCCCUCACA